Messenger RNA from Branchiostoma floridae (Florida lancelet), 1422 nucleotides. RefSeq lists its product as uncharacterized. The coding region runs from base 113 to 568 and encodes 151 amino acids. Lineage: Eukaryota; Metazoa; Chordata; Leptocardii; Amphioxiformes; Branchiostomatidae. The transcript is spliced from 6 exons. The record is from RefSeq and is a predicted model, not a curated record.
GGCAUACUUCAAGAGCUUUGGUGAUGACAUAAACGCAUGCAGUGUGCUCUUGGUGUUCAUUGCAAAGACAAGAAGCGAAGGACUUCUCACAAUUGCAAGGAAGGCUAAAGAGAUGGAGCUGAAAGUCUUGUUCAUAAGGACAUGUCAGGAUGAAGAUGAACUCCAGCAUACUGACAGCAUCCGAAGGGAAGUCCACGAGGACCUCAAGGCACACAUUGAUGAUAUUGACGUGACUGAUAUCUUCAUUGUGAACACUCUGGACGACAAAAUGGUUCAAGACAAAUGGCACUUGGGCUCUCUCAGGGCAGCCAUCCUCCAUGCCAUGGACCAGUUUGACAUGACUGACAGAAACUUGAUGCAAAUGCAGAUGGAAGGGAUUAUUGCACUGAACGAAGGCAAGAGCAGCAAACCAAGUGACCAUAUACUGAGGGCACUGUAUGGCUGUCCAAGGACUAUCAAACCACUCUUACCAGACUGGAAGGCAGCGAUCACCCCGGGUGCCAAAUCAUGUUCUACUUCUAAUUUCAGCUCUGGGGGUUGUGUCAUUGCGACAUUGAGCAAAUACUAGUAUAUUUGCAUUACUCAAGUCCAAUUUCUAUAUAUUAUUAAACUUGGUCCAUAAAGGCACAUAAUUCCAUGCAUCAGUUACCAUGGAGUAUCAAAUUGGUGAUACCACAAAAUGUGGGCAAAUUUAGUACUAGCAACAGUGUCUUGUUUAUUAUGGAUAUUGUUUUUACUCCACAAAUCAACAUCAAACAGCAUUUUGGGGACUGAGAUAAAUGAUUUGUUGAUUAGACUGACAAUCCUCAAGUUAAAAGACAAGAUGAUUUGAUAUUGCAAGACUUUAAGUGCAAUGGACAAAGUUAUGGUCAUACUGGAACAUUAUUUCUUGAUGAUGUGCUAAGUAUAUCAUUCUGUAGUGUUACAGCAGCUUUGAUAUUCCUCAUGAUAAUACAAGUGGUGAUAACACUUUUAUACAGGGGUGAUUGGCAAACCAGAAGCUGACAUCAGAACAUUCAUCUGCUCCCUUCUUGGUCUUGAUAACAACCUGCCUGAACAGACCAAGGACCCUGCCAAAGCAACAGUGUACCACAGCCCAGACCACCCCUGCAACAUCUCUGUUGUACAGUUUCCCUCAGCCUCACUUACUCCUGGACAACAUGGAUUUGUUUCCCGGUACAUGGAUUUCCACGGAGACAAGAUGCAGGACUGUGAUCUGUUCUUGGUCUUCUGCCAGGACAAAGUGACUGACGAGGCAGCUUGGGUGGCCAACAAGGCUAUGGAAAUGAAGAAGAAGGUGCUCCUGAUUGGAUCAAAAUGUGACCAAACUGCUACUUUAGGGGCUGCUGCCAAGCUUCCAACUGAGGACACAGAAGACAGGGAACUCUGCAACAGGCUAACAGAGGAAUUCAAAGUCUGAAA